This is a messenger RNA of Hydractinia symbiolongicarpus, 2823 nucleotides long. Its product is annotated as chitobiosyldiphosphodolichol beta-mannosyltransferase-like. The record is from RefSeq and is a predicted model, not a curated record. The coding region runs from base 32 to 1414 and encodes 460 amino acids. The transcript has a single exon. NCBI's taxonomy places the organism in Eukaryota, Metazoa, Cnidaria, Hydrozoa, Anthoathecata, Hydractiniidae. Gene Ontology annotation, molecular function: mannosyltransferase activity. Gene Ontology annotation, cellular component: endoplasmic reticulum.
UAAAGUCGUACAUUUAGUUCUUAACGUCAAGAUGGCGAUGUUUUUGUUUGGACUAAUAAGCGCAAUAGCGUUAAUACAGACCUUCUUGUCUUUACUAUUUAUUGUUGGUUUGCUUUACCGUAUAAAUAAGAAGAAAGAUACUGUCUGCAUAGUGGUCUUAGGGGAUAUUGGAAGAAGUCCUAGAAUGCAGUACCAUGCUGUGUCUUAUUUGAAAGAAAAUUUUAAGGUCAAGAUUCUUGGGUUUUACGGAUCAACUCCGAUCAAAUCUCUUCGUGACAACGACAAAGUUUCAUUUGUCCAACUAAACAGACCAUGGGAGAAAUUUAUGUGGAUGCCAGGUGUGGUUAACUAUGUUUUGAAAGCAUUGUAUCAGAGUUUCCAAUUAUUUUUUACACUUCUCUUUAUUGUUGAAAAACCUGGACAUUUUCUGGUACAAAAUCCUCCAUCCAUUCCAACAUUAAGUAUUGUAUGGUUAAUGACUUGUAUAAAAGGCAGUGAUUUAGUUAUUGACUGGCAUAAUUAUGCCUAUUCUAUUUUGAAUCUCAAUAUAAAGCAAGAAAAACAUAUGUUGGUACGUUUUGCAAAAUGGUAUGAAGGAUUCUUUGGAUUUCUUGCUGACAAAAAUAUUUGCGUCACUAAGUCAAUGAAAGCUGAUUUGAAAUUAAAAUGGCAUAUUGGUGCAGAAGUUUUGUAUGACAGACCUCCUGAACAUUUUAAUGAAACUAGUACCAAAGAAAAACAUAAACUUUUUUUAAAACUUGUUACGGAAGGGUACAAGGAAUUUCAAGAUAGUGACCAAUGUACCGUUAUCACAGAAAAAAAUGGAACGGGGCUUAAACAAGAUCGGCCUGCUAUUUUAAUAAGUAGUACCAGCUGGACUGAAGAUGAAGAUUUUGGGAUUCUGUUAAAUGCACUUGAAAUUUACGAAAGAAAAAAGAAAACACAGCCUAAUUUGCCGAAACUUAUUUGCAUUAUAACUGGAAAAGGUCCUUUGAAAAGCUUUUACCAAGAACUCAUACAACAGAUGGAUUUUGCUAAUAUUACUAUUUUAACGCCAUGGCUGUCUCCCGAAGAUUAUCCUAAAAUUAUUGGUAGUGGAGAUCUUGGCAUUUGUCUGCAUACAUCUUCGUCUGGUCUGGACCUACCAAUGAAAGUUGUUGAUAUGUUUGGAUGUAGGCUUCCAGUUUGUGCCGUAAAUUUUAGCUGCCUUCAUGAGUUAGUAGAGCAUGGUGUCAAUGGAUUAACUUUCCAAUCAUCAAAUGAGUUAGCCGAUCAACUUGUCGAAAUUUUGUGUGGUUUCCCAGAUCAUACUGAAAAGUUACAGCAUUUUCGAAAUAAUCUGAUUACAUUUCAAAAUGUAAGAUGGCAUGAAAAUUGGAAGAAUGUUGUUUUACCGAUGAUAUCUAGAAAUUAAAUUAUGAUAUAUUGAAUUACGUAAUUUAGAUUGUCAGUUUUUUGUAUCCUAAUAAAUUACUAUUGUUUCCAUACUACCUGAAGGAAAGAAAUUUUUGUGACUUGAAAUUUUGCCCUAAUUUUGCAAAUGUUACCAAUAGUUCCUGAUUUGCAAAAAUUUGUUCAGCAAAUUGUGGUUUUCAGUUUCAACUUGUGAAAAUUUCUUCUCAGAAAUUCAAAAAUUUUCAAAUGUUAAUUGGUUUUUUGUGUUUGGUAUAAAUUCAUAUAGUAAAAGUGACACAUGUCUAUUUUAUUCUAGUGUAUUUUUAAAUUUUAGAUAAUUCAUUUUUUGGUUUUUGCUAUAAUGAAAUUAUAAUAACAUCUGUGAUUGUAACAAAUUAGUGCAGUAAAAGAUUUAGAAGAUUUAGAUAAAAGGUAAAAGCAUCAAAUUGUGAUACUAUAUAUAAAAGCUUUUGUUUCCAAAAUUAUCUGACGUCUUUAAGUAACAAAAAGGAACCAUAAGAUCUUAUCAUUAUAAAAUGAAGCACCCCAGUAGAAAAAUAUUUUUGUAAUUAUGAUAAAAGAAGACUUCUAUGCUGCAAAGUUAUAGGCCACUUCAACUUAAUUAGUUGUUCUACGGAUGAAGUCGAUGGUACUGUCGAUUGGUCAGGGAAAUAAAAAUAAUUUUAUUGAGAAUGUAUGGUCGGAACAACAACAACAACAAAAUAAUAAAAAACAACGGAGAAGGGUGUUACAACAAGCAUAUUUUUCUAUUUAUUUUCACAUCGUGCACGCAGUUAAUAGUUUUUGUUGCGAAGAAAAAAAUAAUAAUUUGUCUAACUGAAAAAAUGUUUAGAUAAAUUUUUUUCUUGUUUUGAAUUAUUAAAAUGACUAGCUGUCAAAAUGAAAAAAUAAAAACAUUGCAUGCUCAAAAAUUGACAUUACACUAAACAUAACGUUUAACAUUACGUUAAACAUAAUGAAGGAGGGUGUUACGACAAUAAUCUGUCUUGUUUCUCACUUGUAUUAUAUUGUAGCAAAAGUAGCUAAUCUUUAUCCAUCUAUAGUUAUUUUUGGUAAUUACAAAAUUAGCGCAUUGCGCAUUGUAGCUUCAUCAAAACAAAUUACCAUGAACAAAGAAUCAACUUCCAUUGGCCUUACCAAUGGUGGUCCUAAAGUAACUUUACUUAUUCACCCUGUUUAGUAUAAUUGUAGAUUGACAUUCAACUGAAAAAAAUUACAUCGUUGAUUAUCUUCUAUGCUCAUAUUUUCACGAGAUGGGAUGAAAAAAACGUGUUGUUUUUUUCAAUUUUUUUAUUUAAAGCUUUUUGCUUGAUGUUAUUUUUUUUUUGUUUUGUUUUCAGUUGGUCUGUCUGUUCGUAGAACUAAUUAAGUGAGGGUUGUCUUAACAGAAAAAAUGUAUUCGGUAAA